AAUUCCUUUCUGGACUCCCCACAUCAUGCUGUGUGUGUGAUCAGAUCCACUAGGAGGGGAAGUGAACCCAGCAACAAAGCAGCCCUUGGCCAAAUGGCUGAGAGUUCCCAGCUCACACCCAUAAGAGUCACCGCUGCAGACGGAAGUGUCUGCAUGACACACUCAAAGCGCACACACCUCCUCGCUGGCUUCACACGCUCCGACGCCUGGGCUCCCCGAGCCUGCCUGCCUUUUUGCUCCUCUCUUCCCCCUUCCUCGCAACUGCUUCUUGGAUUAUACAAGUCGCUCUGAAACAUGGGGAACAUGGCUUGCGUCCCCCAGGCACCUGGCAGGUUCCGAUACUCCUUCUCCAGGAAACCCUCGCUUAGGAAAGAACAAGAGAACAAAAAAAAGCUAGCAAGCCUUUUUGGUUUUGAACCAGGACAAGAGAGGGAUGUUACCUCAGACAAGAUACUCCAAUAUAUCCCUGGCCAGAACCUCACCAACCAGGAAAAUGAGAAGGAAAAUUUUGACCAGCGUUUCCCAAGCCUGUUCAAGAAGGGAAGGAGGAAGACUGUGGUGAGGAACCUGGGGAAGAUUAUCUAUUACUCCAAGGUCAAGUUUAAAUUUCAGCAGUGUCAGGAGAUGAACGACUGCUACCUGGAGCUUUUUCAAGCCUACCUCUAUUUUCAAUCCCUCGGUCCAAAUGGACUCACCUAUCAGGGCUUGCUGCCUCUGAGAGAAAUUCAGCUGAACGAGCUUGAAAAUCCAAAGGGCGCCCAACAGGAGAUGCAUGCUUUUCAAAUUACAGGUCCCUUGCUGAACCCCCUGACAGUCUACUGCCCCAACAGGUCUGAGCUAAAGCGCUGGCUCUACCACUUGGAGAAGCAGAUCCAUCUAAAUGGAGGGAGCUUUGACAUGCCUUUCCUUGCUCAGAAUGAAUGGAAGCAGAGCUCCAUUGGAAGAGAGCAGCUGAGGUGGUCUGUGCAGAAUGCCGCCGUGCAAGAGUGGAGAGGCACCCAGCGGGAGUCUCUAGGCGACAUCCUUUGCGUCUCUAAAGUGAAGCUGCAACACUUGCCCUUUCAGGAGCAGCAUGACCGACUACUGAUCCUCUACCCUUCCACCCUGGUUAUAGUAUCCGAAGAACGCAACGGCCUCUACUUUAAGGGAGAACUGCCUCUGAAUGCAAUCCAGGUGCAAUUUGAAGAAAACGAGAAAACAUCUUUCCUAAUAGAAGGCCGUUUAAUUAACUCCAUUCGGGUGAUUUGCCCCAGCUAUGACGAUUACCAAGAAUGGCUGUACUGCCUUAAGACAGCUCAGUUCCGUAAUGCUGAUUCCUCCCUUUCUGGAUCGGAGAGCUUCUCAGGACCAAAGCCACACCACCUGGCUCAGUUCUCAGGAAGCGGGAGAGGCUCACUCACGUCUGAUGGCCGAACAAACUCCUGGGCAUCAGGAGGGAAGGGGGCAACAUCCACACAUCACUCCCAGAACAGUGCAGGCUCCCUUUCUGAGAGGCAGUCUUUUGGUGUGAUGCCAGAAUGCCGACUAGCUGAUGACUCCCAGGCUCAACCAGUCCGGUGUCCAGGAAAGCCAGUCGCGACAAGCACAGGGAUGCCAAAAGCUGAGCUGAAAAGGAAAGGAAGCUCUCGAAAAUCCAAAGGGAAAUGUGGGCCACUGGCCCAGCAGCCACAACCCCACAGCCAGGAUGGGGAAAGGAACCAUUUCCAGCUCAUCCCAGAGCAUCCCAGUGGAGAAGUCCUUUCUCCAGUGUACAAUGAGCCGUACUCCGCCGUGGUGCAGCAACACCACCAUCCUGCUCUUCCCCCAUUGCAUCUGGAUGUGAACAAUCUGCUGCCGUGGAACUUGCGAAGAGGAACUUGCACAGCUCCCACUAACCUGGAGAAUGUGCCUCUGCCAUCCUCCCCUAUGUAUGCUGACCCUUAUACACCAAAUUCCCCUUCUUCGCACAGAGCAGGAGACCCAAACUUCCUUGAAGAGUUCAUGAAACACCAUGGAAAGAGCUCCUUGGAGCAGCAGAAUGGCUACCCAGCCAUACCUGUGUCUGUCCCUGUCUCCCAUAAUCCUCUGGUGCAGAAGAAGAACUCCCAACCUCUGCCUGACAACCACUGGCAAGAGCAAACGCCUCAAAAGAGAUGCAACAUGCCUGGGUCCAUUUUUAAUUUCUCAGUGAUGCCUCCUCCAGACACCGAUUGUUUGACCUCAAGCACCUUAUCACAGGAUGAAUUUCUGACAACUUCCUUGCUGCAUUCAGACGAAAGCCUCAAAACGUACGACCUGCCCGACAGUGGACGAGAGCGCCUCGACUCUGCCUACCAUGAUUAUGCCGAGCUCCAGAGUUUCCAGAGCGACUUCAGUUAUGACAAUAUAUGGGAGACCGAGGCGAAGGGCUCAGGUUCCCGACGGACGGUGCCAGUCUCUGACAACGAGAUCUACCAUUGCUGAAAGCAGGGAGGAGAGAACUUGAGACCUACCACUGCUUAAAAGGGGGUGGGGGUGACUUGAAGCACUGAGGGCAGCAACAGAGAGCUUCAGAAAGAAACAUGACUGCCUGCCUCUCCUCUGGUCCUCUUGCUUUUGUUGCUGGGGCAAUGUAAGGAUUGGAAAAUUGAGCUCAAGGCUACCCAGGCCCCUCUUCUUUUUUUAAAAAAAGAAACAAGAUGCUCCUCUGGAAGUAACAAGUUUUUGUAUCCUAGAGAAGGUAGUGGCCCUUCCUGUUAUUUCUAGGCACACUUUUAUGCUUUGAUUUGUUCCUUCACUUUCUGUUGUGGUGCUAUGAGAAACAGGUCUGGAAAAGGAGCUUGGGCUUUCAAUGAGAGCAACACACACACAUCCAAUCCACCGUGCCUGCAUUUGUGGACUUGCAGUUGGGACACUGGACUCUUGGCAGUGGUUAUGAAGAAAAAAAAAAAAAAAACAACCAUCGGCCCUGCACCCCUCAUUGUUGCAGCUGGUGGAGACUGAAGCCCACAUUUUUGCAUCCGACCAACGGACCUUGCCAUUUUAUGCAAGAAGGGGAAGAAGAAAAGUCACUUGCUAGCUGCGACAAUUUUCUUUUUUUGGGGGGGGGGUGGAUGUGGCAAGAGAAGUAUUAUGAAAACAAGGGAACUGCUUAGUCUAAAAUGAAGGUGUGCUGAUGGGUAUAUAUAAUUUGAAAAUGUUAAACUGCAACACUGACAGAUGUGUGCAGCAGGGAAUGGCACUGACAGCCACUUCCUAUCCUCCUGAUACUUUAGUGCUUACCAGGGGAACCCAGACCUCUGCCUUUUAGGAAUAGCAUGUUCCACAAUAAGCAAGGAGGCUGUGCCUCCCUUGAUCGUGUGCAGAAUGUGCUUCAUUCACAACAGCCACCUGGGGAAGAAGAGGAAGAGCUAGUUCUUGCCUGUCUAAGACCCGUGUGGGUGGAAAGACGCCCAUCCAAUGCCCAGGUGAAUAUGCCCUGUUCAAAUGUUACACGGUUCACUGCUGGGUGUUGCACCUUCUGUGUGCCUGCAGCUUACGGCGUUAUGCCAGGUUUUUGCAGCACUGUAAGUGAGCAAAUUUCAGAAUAAAAGGUGGUGGUGGUCACUGGAGCACCAGUGCCAGCACUGAGGCAGGCAGUCACAGUGGUAGUGCAGGGAGAGGAAUUGAGAAGGCGGGUGCUCUGGGACUCAGUUGAGAGGUUUGCUGGGCCUGACAUGGCCCCCUGGAGCCUCAGGGAGGAGCCGUGUGUUGAGCAGCGAUGGGGGACCACUCUGGCCUUCCUGGUGAUGUUGAGACCACUGGGAGUUCUGUUUGCCCAACAGCAUUUGGACAGUCCAAGCAGUUCCCCAUCUUUGCUUUAGAAAAGAGUGCUUUUGCAUCCAAAGGAGCUGGUGUGGGCUUGCAUUUAUCAUUCAUCCUAGGCUCCAGUACCAACCUGGUGGGACAGGCAAGCACUGCAAGGGUUCUAAAUUCUGAAACCCACAGCAGGGACCUGCAACCAAUUAGGUCAAGUCUGCUUAUAUUAUUAUUUGUUAUAAAUUGCAUUUAUACCCCACAGUUCCUUCAAGGAGCUCAGGGCAUGCCAUGCCUAUCCUUUCAUUGUCCUAGCAAUCUGGAGCUUCAGUGGCCUUUGUGAUUGAGUGAGGAUUUGAACCAGGAACUCCCAGACCUUGGUCCAGCACUCUUAACAAUUAAAACCUCACUGGAUGAUUUAUUAUGUUGUGGUGGUGCCACAUCAGGAAAGGGCCUGGUGUGUCGUCUUUACUUGAACUUUUUUAUAAAUAAAAAUAAAUAUUACUUUAAACAGAUGGCAACCAGCAAAGUUUACAUGUAGCUUUUUUUGUUUGAUGUUUUAUUUAAUAUGUAAACACGGGUGCCUUGGGGCAGUGGGAAAGGGGGAAGGAAGAAAUGCUAUUCAGUUGUGUGAUUGUUGACAAAACUCUGUGGAGUGCUCCUGGAACUGCCUUGCAUCUUUCCAGCUGGUCCAGAGUUACACCAACUUGGGGAUGCUUGUUUCUGUACAGUAUUUUAAACCGCAGGUCUCUUUUUUUGUAUUUCCAAGGAAGGGGUAGCUUUAGACCCAGUGAGAGUAGAAGGAUUUUUUUUAAAAAAAAUUAUUUUUACAAAGCAGAAGUAGGAGCUCGUAAAAAGAUGGUGGGUGUCAAAACGUUCAGGGCUCAGACCACAGCUGCAUCAGACCCAUUUUCAAAGAUUUUGUGGAGAGGUUGCGUUUGUGUGUUUGUAUAUGUGUGCGUGUGUGUAUAAGGAGGGGCGAGGUGUUGUAGCAAAGUUGCAAAUGUAAUGGAUUUUACAUGCUGUACAGUUCUCCUGACACUUUCUUGAAAGACCAUACUGUUAAUAAAGUUAAUAUAUGUAACUGUU
This is a messenger RNA of Lacerta agilis (Sand lizard), 4842 nucleotides long. RefSeq names its product pleckstrin homology domain containing N1 (gene PLEKHN1). The record is from RefSeq and is a predicted model, not a curated record. Lineage: Eukaryota; Metazoa; Chordata; Lepidosauria; Squamata; Lacertidae. Gene Ontology annotation, molecular function: phosphatidic acid binding; cardiolipin binding; phosphatidylserine binding. Bases 295 to 2442 code for a protein of 715 amino acids. Gene Ontology annotation, biological process: response to hypoxia; positive regulation of apoptotic process; 3'-UTR-mediated mRNA destabilization. The transcript has 16 exons. Gene Ontology annotation, cellular component: cytoskeleton; mitochondrial membrane.